Ogataea philodendri is the source of this 942-nucleotide messenger RNA. RefSeq lists its product as uncharacterized. NCBI's taxonomy places the organism in Eukaryota, Fungi, Ascomycota, Pichiomycetes, Pichiales, Pichiaceae. Gene Ontology annotation, molecular function: DNA-binding transcription factor activity, RNA polymerase II-specific; zinc ion binding. The record is from RefSeq and is a predicted model, not a curated record. The transcript has a single exon. Gene Ontology annotation, biological process: regulation of DNA-templated transcription. Bases 1 to 942 code for a protein of 313 amino acids.
AUGAGCGUAGAACAGUCUCCCAACCCGUCGAAUACGACGCCUGUCACCUUGCCCUCAAUCUCCAACCUUACCGCGUCUCUCACUGCCUCUGCCACCGAAUCAAGCUCCCCGUCGGUGUAUGCCCAGCUCAGAUCCCACGCAUCGUCCGCCUCGCUCUCUGGCGACCCGUUCAACCACUCAAACUCCUCCAGUCACAUCGACGUUCGAAAAGAGGUACAGCUUCCACCGCUGUCGGCGAUCCUGAACCCGGAGGUGGCGCAGCCGCCCCGCUCGCACGCAAACUCGUUCUCCGUCCCUGGCGGAUACAGACCCUCGUUCGAGGUGCCACCGGUUCCUUACCCGCACCACCCUGCAAGACACCACUCGUUCCCAACAUACCCCAUCGACACCAGCCCGACCCCCGUGUUCGAGCUCGGCUCUGCGGUCCACGAGGAGUCCCCCGAGCCCCAGCCAGACGACAAGGACCGCCGAAAGCGGGUUGUCAGAAAAAGAACGAGGACCGGCUGCCUCACGUGCAGACGCAGGCGCAUCAAGUGCGACGAACGCAAGCCUUUCUGCUACAACUGCGAAAAGUCCAGAAAAGUGUGCGCCGGAUACGAACAGGUUCCGUACGGCUCGCGAAGGUAUCGAUACAUGCCGCAGCCGAAACCCCAGGAAAUCCACAACGACCACGAAAUGCAGUCGUCUCCGAUCUCAGCCACAAGCCCGCCCAUGAACUUCCCGCGCCACCCGGACUCGUCGCUCGUGUCGCAGGCUCCGCGCCCCUCCGUGUUCCCGCUGGCCAAACACAACUCGUUUCCUCCCCAGCAGAUUCGUCCCUCCGUGGCUCCAUUUUAUCAGCCUUACGCACAGCCUGCUACCCAGUACUCGCCCCAAUACGGCGGCCGGCCCUUGAUCUACCCCCAGUACUCCGGCCAGCCGCAUCCCUCGCACCCGCAAUGA